AUGGAGAAUACUAACUGCAUUGUAUUUUGCAGUUUAGAAGAAGCAUAUGAGGCAUUAAGAACAUUCCAAAUUUUUGGAGUAGAAAAGAGCACUGAAAUAAGUCAUGCAACAUGUCCAGUUGUUGCAGAAAAACUUGGAUCAUCGUCUUUUAUAUCAAAGGACUUAUUCCUUGCACUAAGGGUCAAUAGCAUCUUGGGAUGCCAGAUUGAUGCCAGAACCUUUGAGGAUGUUGCAUCAAAACUUCAAGCUGUGAUAAAGAAUGCAAGUUCAUUAGUUGACUUUCACUAUGGUGUUGAAGGUUUGCUUCAUAUAAAGGAUCAAGGUAUUAGUGUUGCUUUGUCAGAUGCUGAUGGUACAUUUCAUUCCAUAAAGGCACUCAGUCAAAGUGAUGGAAGAUGGCGUUAUGAUUCCAAUAGUGCUGAAUCUAGUACUUAUGCUGCUGGGAUAGCACUUGAAACACUUGCUGGAGUUGUUUCAUUGGCAGAUAAAGAUGUGGAUCAAUCUAAGAUAGGAAUUGUAAAACAUGACAUUAUUAAGCUGUUUGAUAGCAUUAAAAGUUAUGAUGAUGGAACCUUGUACUUUGAUGAGAAGCAUGUUGAUGCUAGUGAAUAUAAGGGUCCUCUUGCAACUUCAGCUUCAGUAAUACGGGGUGUUACUGCAUUUGCAAAAGUUGCUUCUGGUAGGCUAAAUAUUCCAAGUGAUAAAAUGUUAGGCUUGGCAAAGUUCUUUCUGAGCAUAGGAAUUCCUGGCUGCACCAAAGACUUGUUCAACCAGAUAGAAUCCUUAUCACACUUGGAAGACAAUAGGGUCUCCAUUCCACUGAUUCUUUCACUUCCGUCUACAGUACUUUCAUUAACCACAAGGGACCAACUCAAGGUUGAGGUGACUACGGUGUUAGGCUCUGCAGCACCACCACUGACAGUGAGUCUGGUGCAAGCUUUUCGUUCUGAUUCAAAAGAUACCCCUGUUCUGGAAAACCAGGAGCUCCAGUUUGACUCAGAAAACACCAUCCAUUACUUGGAUAUCAUACCACUGAAAUUAGAUGCUGGAAAGUAUAAAUUAAUGUUCGAGAUCUCACUUCAUGAUCCUGAGAAUUUGAACACAUAUGCUACUGCAGGACGCACUAGUGUGAUGGCAUUUAUCACAGGAUCUAUCAACAUUGGCAAGGCAGAAAUUGGAAUUUUUGAUAGUGAUUCUGGGAAAUCCGAGGCAUUGCAAAAAUUAGAUUUAUCAAGAGACAGUGCACUCUCACUAGCAGCAAACCAUCUACAGAAGUUACACCUGUCUUUCCAGCUAACCACUCCUCUCGGGCACCAUUUUAAGCCACACCAGGUGCUCCUCAAACUGAGACAUGAAACCAAUGUUGAGCACAUCUUUGUAAUGGAGAGUUCUGCAAGACAGUUUAAAAUAGUUCUGGACUUCCUUAGUCUGGUGGAAAAAUUUUAUUAUCUCUCUGGAAAAUAUGAAAUUGAACUUACAGUUGGUGAUGCAGCAAUGGAGAAUUCUUUUCUGCGAGCCCUUGGUCAUAUUGAGUUAGAUUUACCUAAACCACCAGAAAAAGCAGCACGUCCUCCUCCACUUCCCGUUGACCCAUACUCAAGAUUUGGACCAAAACAAGAGAUAGCUCACAUCUUCCGGGAACCAGAGAGGAGACCGCCAAAGGAGCUUUCUCUUACAUUUUUGGCUCUUACUCUUCUACCUUUUGUAGGAUUUUUGAUCGGGCUGAUGCGCUUAGGAGUAAACCUGAAGAGCUUCCCUUCCUCGGUAGUACCAGCUUCAUUCUCCAUACUCUUUCAUGCUGGCAUUGCAGCUGUAUUGUUACUCUAUGUGCUUUUCUGGCUGAAGUUGGAUCUCUUCACUACUUUAAAGGUUCUCGGGUUCCUUGGAGUUUUUCUGGUCUUUGUGGGUCAUAGGACCCUUUCCCACCACGCUUCAGCAACAGCUAAGCUGAAGUCUUCUUAAGUGGAUUUUGAGAAUCUCCAGGGUUAUUUUAAUUUUGUAGGCUUUUCGAGCACUGGUAGACGAAGAGCAGGGAUUCCAUUUUUGUGCCAGGAGAAGCCUAGCAGUUUAUGCAUCUAACAUGGUUGUAAUUGUUCACAUUAGCAUAUACCACUGUGUCGAGUGAGAUGAGUUAUGGGAGAUGCUUUUUAUUAUGAGUAUUGACACCAAAUCAUUGCCAGCCUACCAGGAUCGGCUACGCUUGUUUAGAUGGAUAUCUAUGAGCUUUGCAAAAUAUCAACAAAGUGAAAUGCUCGCGUGAUUAGGAGAAAGACAAUCAUCUUUUUAUUGGGCUCAAAGUUUAGUUUGUCAUUAAUGCUCUUUAUAUUGAAAAUAUUGUAAGUUUACCAUCCAACUAGGUAAUGUGCGAGAAAAUGUGCAAUGGUGGUUUUGCGAA
This is a messenger RNA of Elaeis guineensis (African oil palm), 2395 nucleotides long. The record is from RefSeq and is a predicted model, not a curated record. Lineage: Eukaryota; Viridiplantae; Streptophyta; Magnoliopsida; Arecales; Arecaceae.